Hypanus sabinus (Atlantic stingray) is the source of this 6338-nucleotide messenger RNA. RefSeq names its product histone deacetylase 11 (gene hdac11). The transcript has 12 exons. The coding region runs from base 4929 to 5981 and encodes 350 amino acids. The record is from RefSeq and is a predicted model, not a curated record. Lineage: Eukaryota; Metazoa; Chordata; Chondrichthyes; Myliobatiformes; Dasyatidae. Gene Ontology annotation, molecular function: histone deacetylase activity.
UUUAUUAAACCAUAUAUACAUAUUAUAAUCAUAUAUAAAUCAUACAAUACACUGUAAUUUCUGUGUUGAACCUGCACAAACAGACCUGAAGAUAAUUGAGCUAUAGUCAAACAGAGAGAAAAAGCAUAAUAAAAAUAUAAUACAAAACAUGACAGCUGAAAUUAAAGGGAACUGAAGAUAAUAUAAAAUUGAUUCUUUAACAUGUGAAAUUCAUGCAACCAAACAUGAAUUACUGCAUCAUAUGUAGAUAGUUAGAUUAGAGAUGAUGAUUUCACUUUCAGUAUUGAACUAGAAUGCCCCUUAAAACAAUGAGCAGAAUAUCAUUAUACAACCAUGAAAUCAACAGGGAAGUGUGACUAUCUACCACUUCACACUCCAAACAACCCCCUUCAAUUAUGUUAUUGAGUUGGAAUCCGGCACAAAUGGUACUUAGUUGCUAGUAUUUAAUAUCCUUAAAAAGUCAAUUUUCAGCAGGAGCUUAGUGAGAGGCAUUUGAGUUGUUUUGAUGAAGACUCAACACUGAUUUGAAUUGUGUAUGUAACGGGGAUACAUAAGUAAUCACAAGGGACUUUAAAUUCUGCACAGACUCAGCAAAUCAAAUUAUUACAUAUCCUUAUCUCUUAACAAUUUAGAAAAAUACUCAGCAUUUUCUGCUUUACUUCUGUAGAGAGUAUUCUUACAUCUUUUUACACUGCAUUCCAUUGAUCAUAAUGUUCCCACACACUAGUGUAAAGGGGGUUUCUUCUUUUUUCUUUGUUACUGUUGGGAAAGGGCUUCUUUGUUUUGUUAAAAGCAGGAAUGUUUCUUUGUUGCGAGAGAGUGCUGGAAGCUUGUUUGGGUUAAAAUUUACUGAUAACGAGAAUUGUAUUCCUUUGUAAACCAAAUGGGGAUUAAUGUUCUUUCUUCUGAGUCUGUAAGCUUUUGUUGACGGGCUUUUGGGCAGAUCAGCGCGAGGGGGUGAGAGAGAGAAAGAGGACGCUAUGCUGUAAGCUGGGCGAGGAACGGACCCCAAGCAGGGGUCCGAGGCCAGGGGGUACUCCGAGGAGGGGGGGGAUGAAGCUAGAUGUGCUUGGUUGACCACUCGGAGGGUCCUGAGCUGCGAGUCGAGGAGUUCGGAGGGGAUCGAAUGGUGGCCAGAAGCCUUCAGUAAUUGAGCUCCAAUGGUUGUGCACUUUGGACUUUGAUAAGUUUGGCGCCUUUUCUUUAUUUUUUCUCUUCAUAUAUACUGUAUCGUUAUUAAUCACUUAGUUAUAGUACCCUUUAUAAAUUGUACUCAUUUAAUCGCUUAUGGUGUACUGUCUGUUUUUGGGCGAGGCGGGGACAUCACACAGCAUCCAUACCAGCUGAUUACCCAGUUUGGCGGGGCUGAAGGCUGCUCCCCCUAGACGAGAACGAGCUGAGCGAGCCUGAGGUGACCCAGGGGGUUACAUAAUGUUCCCACACACUUGGCUUCUCCCCAUGAAGCCUUUUUGUAUCCUCAUCACUACUUGCACUCUCACUUACUUUUGCAUCAGACCUGGAAAAAUGACACUUAGUCCCAUCAGUCAAACCAUUUGACAAAACUUCUGAAUAGCUGGGGCAUAGGCACUGAUCUCAGCAAUACCUAAGAAUUGUCAUUUACUUCUACAACUGGCUUUGUCUGUUGAUCAGCUCUCAAUCCAUGCUGGUAUAUGAUUCAUAAAACUUCUGUUUGCAAAUCUGAGGAGCUCAAGUACAUAGUCCCCUGAAAGUGGAGUCACAGGUAGAAAAGGUGGUGAAGAUGACUUUUGGCAUGCUGACCAUCAUCAGAGCAUUGAAUAUGAAGAUUGGGAGGUCAUGGUAUAGUUGUACAAGGCACUGGUGAAGUCAUAUUUGUAAUAUUGUGUUCACUUUUGGUUGCCCUGCUAUGGGAAAGAUAUUAUUAAAUUGGAAGGAGUGCAAAAAACAAUUACAAGGAUGCUUUCAGAAAUUAAGGCAUUGAGUUUUGGGGAGAAGUUGGAUAAGCUAGGACCUUAUUCCUUGGAGUGUGGUAGACUGAGAGGUGAUCUUAUAGAAGUGUAUAAAAUCAUGAAAGGCAGAGAUAGGGUGAAAUCACUUCCGUUUUUUUACAUGUAUAGAGGUACAGUAAGGGAAUUUUCUUGCAUAUAUUUCAUACAGAUCAAUUCAAUAAAACACUGUGUUGGGGUAGUACAAAGUAAAACAAUGACAGAGUGCAGAAUAAACUGCUACUGUCAUGGGGAAAGUGCACUGCAGAUAAACAAUAAGGUGCAAGGCCAUAACAAGGUAGAUUAUGAAGUUAAGAAUAUUCAAUAGAGAGCUCAUUCGAUUGUCUAAUGGCAGUGGAAUAGAAGCUGUCCUUGAGCCUGGAGGUAUGUGCUUUCAUGCUUUUGUACCUUCUGCCUGAUGGAAGGGGGGAAUAGAGAGAAUGUCUGGGGAGAUUGGGUUCUUGAAUAUGCUGCCUGCCUUCCCAAGACAGGAAGAAGUGUAGACAGAGUCAGUGGAGGGGAGACUGGUUUUCAUGAUGCGCUGAUUGCGUCCACAACUCUCUGCAGUUUCUUGCGGUUCACAGGCAGAACAGUUGCCGGACCAAACCAUAAUGCAUCCAGAUAGGAUGUUUUUCAAUGGUGCAUCAGUAAAAAUUGGUCAAGGUCAAAGGGGACAUGCCAAAUUUCCUGAGGAAGCAGGAGCUGGUGAGCUUUCUUGGCUGUGGGCUUGGACCAGGACAGGUUAUUAGUGAUAUUCACUACUAGGAACUUGAAAGUUCUCAGCCUCAGCACCAUUGAUGUAAACAGGAGCUUGCUUAUAACCCAUCUUUCUGAAGCCAAUAGUAAUUUAUUUUGCUGACAUUGAAAGGAAGGUUGUUGUCAUGACACCAAGUCAUGAGGCUCUCUCUCUUCCUUGCUGUUUUCCAACUCAUUGUGAUUUGAGGAUAUGGUCCACUGUGGUAGUAUCACCUGCAAACUUGUGUAUGAAAUAAGAGCAGAAUGCAAUCAUGAGUAUAUAGGCAGUAGAGUUGGGGCUGAGGAUGCUGCCUUGUGGUGUACCAGUGUUUCAUAGAGGUGCUGCUGCCUGCCCUUAUUGAUUACAGUCAAAGAUCCAGUUGCAAAGGGAAAUGUUAAGUCCCUGGUCUAGGAGUUUGCAGGAAUUAUAGUAUUGAAGGUGAAGCUGUAAUUGAUAUACAACAGUCUAACAUUACUGUCCAGGUGCUCCAGAUAAGAAUGUAAAGCCAGGGAGAUGGCAUAGAUUUAAGGUAAGAGGGGAACGUGGGGCAUUUUUUUUUGCACAAAGGAUGGUGUGUAUGUGGAAUGAUCUGUUAGAGUAGGGGUUCCCAACCUGGGGUCCACAGACCCCUCGGUAUAUGGUAGAGGUCCAUUGUAUAAAAGAAGUUUGGGCACCCCUGUAUUAGAGGAAGUCAUGAACCAGGUACAUUAAAAACUUUUAAGUCAGUCAGAUAGGUGCAUGGCAAGGAAACACUUAGAAGGUUAUAGGCAAAAUCUGGAACAUGGAAUUAGCUUGGAAUGAGCAUCUUGGUCAGUACUGACCAGAUGGGCUGAAGGGCUUGUUUCCACGUUUGACAGCAUGCACAACAGCUCUGCUGGGUAGAUGGGAAAAAUGCUUGAAGCUGAUUCCGCCGCCCCCAAGAAGUGCAAAAUCAAUUAUCAGUCACAAAGUAAGAGAUACUUCCUUUAAGAUUGAGAUGAAGUGACAUUUCUUCAAAUGUUGGCAUAUAUUUUGAUUUCUUUACCCUGCAGGGCUGAAGAUCCCCAGUUAAUGGCCAAUGGUUUAUUAUUGUGGUAAGUUGCGAAAUACAUUGAAAAGAUUUGUUUUGCAAUGCCCUCCAGAUAGGUCAUUCUAAACAAAAGUACAUUGAGGUAGUUCAAAAGGAAAUCCAGUAACAGAUGCAGAAAAUAGUGUUACAAUCAGAGAAAGCACGUGUAGGCAGAAAAUAAGCUGCAAGAACCAUGACAAGCUAGACUGAGCGAUCAACAAUUUAUCAUUCAAAAGGACCAUUGAAGAGUCGUAUAACAGGAUAGAAGCAUCUACUGUGUUAAUCCCCUCCAUAGAUGCUGUCUGAUUUGCUGAAGUCCUCCAGAAUUUUGUGUGUGUUGCUCAAGAGUUCCAGUAACCACAGUGUUUUAGGAAAGAAGACAUUCUUCCUGCUUGACGAUUCGUGUUAUGAAGCUUUCCUGUAAUUACAUUCAAAGCAGUGGUUCGAUUUCUGGAUAUUAGAGAAAUUAAAGGACAUGGGGCGUAUGGGAGUCAGCUAUGGUAUUGCUGAAUGGCAGAACAUCCCGUUUAAAAUUUGAGCGGAAUAAUAAUAAAAAAAACUUAUAAUAGUUGAUGGUAAAGAAAUCCUUGCAGACUUGAGGAGCUUUGGGAAGUCAGUGGUGAAACUGUAAUUUCUGCACCAUUAAUCGUUUUGUAAUACCUUCCCAGAUCUGCGGACACACUGGGCACGUAAAUGCCGAGUUCGAUCACACAAAGGAGUGAUGGCGAGAGCUGCAGCCUGUGGUAACUUUGCAACUUCCCUCCGCCUUUCGCACGGUCUGAACCGAGCGGCUGAGGCCGAAGUGAGCGCAGGCUCCGGUGUUGCCUCCGUGACGUUUGGCUGUGCGCACAAUUGGCGUGAGGCGGUGCGUGAUGAGAGCGCACUGAGCCCGCAGCGGACUCGCAGCGCAGCCCUCACUUUCCGGGCGCUCCAGCACAGCAUGACCUUUCAAAGGUGAAAGCGGAUCAGUGUUCCGAGGAGCGGAUUCUGCCUCGCCUGCGGAAUCGAGCCGCGGCGGGGAAGCCGGACUGGAUUUGCAGCCUCCGUGAGCCCCCGGUCUGUCCUGCCAGCUUGGGUUUUACAAUCGACAGGCCCCGGGAGCGGAUUGCCACGGUUGUUGUGGAUGUCAGCACCUGGUCCCGACAGGAUUAACUAAAAUAACAAGCAUGUAAGAAAGAAGAUGUCAGUGGAACAAAGCAGAAAGGAAAACAAGCUGCCACAUAGAACCAACCUAUACGUUGAUUUUCCAUCAACAUUAUGGCCUAUCGUAUAUUCUCCUGAUUACAAUAUUACAUUCUUGGGCUUGGAAAAACUUCAUCCUUUCGAUUCAGGAAAAUGGGGGAAAAUUGUCAACUUUUUAAAAGAAGAGAUGAUGAUAAAGGAUGAAACCAUUGUAAAAGCCCUAGAAGCACAGGAAGAUGACCUAUUAGUUGUGCACUCAAAGCGGUACCUCAAUAAACUGAAGAGCCAUUUCUUGGAAGGCUUACAAGAGUGGUCGUUCAUAGUUGCCACUAUUACCGAAAUACUACCAGUGGCAUUCUUGCCUAAUUUUAUCAUCCAGCGGAAAGUACUGAGACCGUUCAGGACGCAGACUGGUGGAACAAUAAUGGCUGGGAAGCUUGCUAUUGAACGAGGAUGGGCAAUCAAUGUUGGUGGUGGCUUCCAUCAUUGUUCGAGUGACCAAGGAGGAGGGUUUUGUGCCUAUGCUGACAUAACUCUGGCAAUUAAGUUCUUAUUUGAGAGAGUGGAAGGAGUUUCUAAGGCUAUGAUCAUUGACUUGGAUGCACACCAGGGAAAUGGACAUGAAAGAGAUUUUAUGGAUGACAACAGAGUCUAUAUUAUGGAUGUUUUUAAUAGAUAUAUCUACCCAGGGGAUGGAUUUGCCAAGCGAGCCAUCAAGUGGAAAAUUGAGCUGGAAUGGGACACGGAGGAUUCAGAAUAUCUGCAGAAAGUGAAAACACAUGUGGCAAAAGCAUUGAAUGAAGUCACUCCAGACAUCAUUGUGUACAAUGCAGGCACUGACAUCUUAGAUGGUGAUCAGCUGGGAGGACUGGCUGUCUCACCUCAGGGAAUUAUUAAAAGGGAUGAAGCAAUUUUUGAGGCAGCCCGCAAAUAUAAGAUACCCAUCCUGAUGGUGACAUCUGGAGGCUACCAAAGGUCCACAGCCCGGAUCAUAGCUGAUUCUAUUCUUAAUUUGCAUCGUUUGCAACUCAUAGACCAAAGGCUGAUUUAGGAGGAUUGGAUGACUAUUGACUUAGCAUGUCUAAUGUGGAACCUUUUUAUCAGCUACAACACCACCACUGUCAAUGCAAAAAAAAAGUUAGUUUUGUGGGGAAAAAAAACAUAAUUUAAAUACUAAAGUUGCAAUGUUCUAUAAUCUGUCUUAAAGAGAGUUAUAAAUAUUAUUAAAGUAAAAAUGCAAGUAGGUUUAUAAUUAUUAAAAUCUUAAAGGAACAUUCCUCUCUGGUGCAAUAAGGACAUGAUUUUUUUUGGUAAAAAAAAAUAGAUACUAAAAUAUACUUGGCUCUGUGAAGGAUCUAUAUAAAUGUAACUUUUAUCAUAAUAAAAUAAAUUGAGAGUUUUUGUCUCA